AUGGUACCAAGGGAGAGUAAGUUUGUGGCAACAUGGCUAAACACAACCAAGGAGGUCAGAAUUGCCAAUAAAUACUGGACCCGUUAUGGUACCUCCUUCAGGAAAAUGGUGAAGAAGAUUGACAUAAGCCACCACGCCAAGUACACUUGCUCCUUCUGUGGCAAAACCAAGAUGAAAAGACGAGCUCUGGGGAUCUGGCGUUGUGGUUCCUGCAUGAAAACCGUAGCAGGUGGUACCUGGACCUCCAACGCCACUUCUACUGUCACAGUAAAGCCGGCUAUCAGGAGACUGAAGGAGUUGAAGGACCAGUAGAAGCUCCACCAUUUGAAACAUUGCUUACUUAUAAUAAAUGGGUUAAUUGAUAUAGCAAUAAACAAAACAACAACAAAAAGAAUAUAUAGCAACUGGCCUUGAAAGGCGUACUAGCUCUCUGGAGCACAGGGCAAGCAAGCUUACUGCACAUUAUAAAAAAAUUAGAUUCCCUAAGCUUAGACUUCCUGUCCUCUAACUCAACUCACUGCAUGUGCAGGUGUCACCUAGCCCUCUUCUCAGGGUCACGUGAGAACUGGGGCUGACGCCCUGCUGACACUCUGGCUACUACUAUUGCCAUGAGUAGAAACCCUUUGUCUCUGAUCCAGGAGUUUUGUGUCUUCUGGCAUCCAUGAAACUGGCUGACCCAAAGCUGGCUCGCUUAUGGUCACGGUGACUUGCGUGUCACUUCCCUUAUGACAGUGAACUGACGGACUGAUUUGCUUUUACCUGCUGGCAUUGUCAAUUCUGAUUCUACCAAGCUGAGGACCAGUUCCUGGCCUUGGAGAAUGAAUUAAUAGAGACAAAGACCUUCUGGAAGACAGAACCAACAGCGGUGUUCUUAGAGAAUUUAUAUGAAAUCAGAUUGAAAGGGUUCCUUCUCUGGCCUUGCAUCAGUCAGAAUCCGAUCAGGAGGCAAAAACCACAGCAGGCAUUUUUGUGAAGAACUUAAUAUAAAGGAUUAUAAGCCAGGUUAUUAGAGAAGAGAAAAGGCAAAGAGGGGGCACCGGGGUUUCACAGAGGUAAGAAUCAUGGCAGUCGCGCC
Acinonyx jubatus (cheetah) is the source of this 1075-nucleotide messenger RNA. Its product is annotated as 60S ribosomal protein L37a-like. Gene Ontology annotation, cellular component: ribosome. Gene Ontology annotation, biological process: translation. The coding region runs from base 1 to 312 and encodes 103 amino acids. Lineage: Eukaryota; Metazoa; Chordata; Mammalia; Carnivora; Felidae. The transcript has 2 exons. Gene Ontology annotation, molecular function: structural constituent of ribosome. The record is from RefSeq and is a predicted model, not a curated record.